CCACCCCCUCCCGGGCUUGGCCCCAUCUCCCUCCAGCUCCAGUGCUCCUGCACCCACAGCAAAAACACCAGGAAAGAGACGAAGAGAGCCGGGAAAGAAUCAAAAGCAGCUACGGCAGCAGAGGAAGAGAGGAAGCUGCCUGCGUGUUGUGGUCUCUCUCUCUCUCGUAUCUUUCCUCUCCCGUUUCAUUCCAGUUUUCUAGUGGUUGCUCACUACUCCUGUACCACCCUCUCUCACCAGCCACCCCCCCUGCCUUCGUUUGCAGCUCCUCCUUCACCCUUUCCCCUCCCAUCACCCACCCCCACACCUCCAACCCGGGCAAGAAACCAACAGCAACAACUCCCCUGCAACUUGCUUGGGCGGCUUGAAGUUGGAGUGGGUUAUUGGAUCACCGGUCCCCGACUUCCCGGCGUGCGACUGCCAGAGGGAGCUAUUAUUCGCCCCACCACAACAAACUCCUCCGUUCUUGGAUUGGUUCUUGGCGUGCAGGUGCAAGGACUCCCACACGCCCUCACCCGAGCAAGAAACCAAUCAAGAAACCCAUCAAUCUCUUGGAGCUGGCUGUUCGAGUGGCCUGUGAUGAGAUUCCCGUGGCCUCUCUGAAAUCCUGAGCUCACUUGCUUCCCGGCGGCAAGGCAGGUUCUUGAUGGCCUCUUCCUGCGGCUGCUGGGGUUUCUUGUGCUCGUUCUCGUGGCUCUUGGGAGCAUAUCCAACCCGGAAUCGGGGAGCGGCGUGCUCUGUUGCUGUCAGAAUCCAACGUUGUAGAGUCUGAAUUGCUACAGCACUUGGGUUUUUGUGCUUGGAGGUGGUGUUUCUUCAACGUUUUCGUUGGCUUUGCUGGUUUCGGUGAGGUGGGUUUCGGAUGGCGCCGGACGGGGCAGGGGAAUGCGGUGGCGGCUGCCGGCGAGGGAAGGCGGCGCAUGCCGGUGCCGGGGCGGUGGCCGGCUUCUUCGUAUGCCUCUUGGUGGUAUGGGCAAUUGGCGGAUGUGGGAGGUUGGGUUGUGGCCGUGUUGCUGAAGAGGAGGCGGUGGCGGGGCAGUUCAACCUCAGCAGGAGUCAACUACAGGAGUUGGUGUCCAUCCUCUCAUCUUCCGAGAGAGAAUGCAUGGCAAAUCAAGUCAGCUACUUGCCUUGUAUCUCAGAUACUCUUUGUAUUGGAGAUAAGGCAUCUGGUGGAAAGCAAAAUUGGUUGAAGGAUGUAAUUCUUCAAGAAUUCUGCACAGUUCAAGAUAAGUAUGACAGAAACAGUCACACACCUGCGCUAUUGGAAAAUAAGUUCUUGCAAAAUAUCAUAAAACAAAGUUCUCCUAUCACACAAUGCAAUCUGGGUGAAUGUGACUUAUAUGCUGGAAUAAAAGGCCUGAAUGUGGAUCAGAAUAUUGUGUCGAGUUCCAAUCACACACGGAUGUUCUAUCUGUCUGCUUUGUUUGGGACCAUUGUAAUUUCAAUAGUUCGAACCAUAUGCAAAAGGGGGAAGCAGUCAAACAAGCUGUGUCAGGAUGAGAAACUUCUCCAGAUACCAAGCGCUAAAAUAAGUCGAAAGUGGUCGAAGAGAGCCCUACUUAUUGGUGUCGUACUUGGUCUUUUUAGCUCCAUGUGCAUAUUUUCAAGCAUGUAUGCAGAUGUUGUUGUUAGGAGAAUUGAGAACCUUGCUAACAUGUGUGAUGAGAGAGCUAGGAUGCUACAGGAUCAGUUUAAUGUAAGCAUGAACCAUGUGCAUGCUUUGGCUAUUUUAGUCUCAACUUUUCACCAUGGGAAGAAUCCUUCUGCUAUUGAUCAGAAAACAUUUGAGGAUUUCACAGCAAGGACAACAUUUGAAAGGCCAUUGAUGAGCGGUGUCGCCUAUGCAUUGAAGGUAUUACACAGUGAAAGGGAGCGGUUUGAGCAACAACAUGGAUGGAAGAUUAAGAAGAUGGAAGCUGGAGAUCAGUCCCAUGUUCAUGAUUAUAAUCCUGAAAAGCUUGAACCAUCUCCAAUUCAAGAUGAGUAUGCACCUGUUAUUUUCUCUCAGGAAACUGUGAAGCACAUUAUAUCUGUAGAUAUGAUGUCUGGGAAGGAAGAUCAUGAUAAUAUAUUGCGUUCCCGGGCAACAGGUAAAGGGGCUUUAACAUCCCCCUUUAAGCUUCUAAAAUCUAACCAUCUUGGUGUGGUGCUUACAUUCACCGUCUAUAAAUAUGAUCUUCCUCCAAAUGCAACACCAGAGGAGCGUAUUCAUGCUACAUUGGGUUAUCUUGGUGCUUCAUUUGAUGUUCCUUCUCUGGUGGAUAAACUCCUAGAGCAACUUGCUAGCAAACAAAAGAUACUUGUUAAGUUAUAUGACACCACAAAUCGUACCUCUCCUAUAAACAUGUAUGGUUCUGAUUUUACUGCAUCCGGUGAUCUGCAUAGAAGUUACAUCGAUUUUGGAGACCCGACACGCAAACAUGAAAUGCAUUGCAGAUUCAAACAUGAACCUCCAUUGCCAUGGUCUGCAAUAACAAUAUCGAUGGCAGUAGCUAUAAUUGUUUUGCUUGUUGGACAAAUAAUUUAUGCUACAUUGAACUCUCUUGAAGAGGCUGAAGAUAAUUAUAGAGCAAUGCUAGAACUAAAAGGGCGAGCUGAAGCUGCGGAUGUUGCAAAGUCUCAGUUUCUAGCAACUGUUUCCCAUGAGAUUAGAACUCCAAUGAAUGGUGUUCUAGGUAUGUUGCAGAUGCUAAUGGACACUGAACUUGAUACAACUCAGCAGGAUUUUGUAGUUACAGCUCAAGAAAGUGGAAAGGCACUGAUAAACUUAAUAAAUGAAGUCCUUGAUCUGGCUAAGAUAGAGUCAGGUAGAAUUGAGUUGGAAACAGUGCCUUUUGAUGUUCGUGAUAUUCUUGACAAUGUGGUAUCUCUGUUCUCUGAAAAAUCACAGGCAAAAGGCAUAGAGUUGGCCGUGCUUGUAUCUGAUCAAGUUCCUGAUGUUCUAACUGGGGAUCCAUGGCGAUUUCGGCAAAUCAUUACAAAUCUUGUGGGGAAUUCUAUGAAGUUUACUGAACGGGGCCAUAUCUUCAUUCAAGUGCAUUUGGUUGAGGAACUGAAGAGGACAAAAAUUGUGUUUGAUGAUAUUUCUGCUCAAAACAGAGAAGUUACGGAUAAUCCUGACAACACAAUGCCAUGUAACACGCUAAGUGGACUUGAAGUUGCAGAUAACUGGAAAUCCUUGGAGAAUUUUAGGAUGUUCAAAUUUUCAAAUGAUGCAAUGGAUGCAAUUAACUUAGUGGUCACAGUUGAAGACACUGGCAUAGGGAUAACAAAGGAUGCUCAAACGCGCAUUUUUACACCUUUCAUGCAAGCUGAUAGUUCCACCUCACGGACAUAUGGUGGAACUGGAAUUGGCUUGAGUAUUACGAAAUGUUUGGUUGAAUUAAUGGGCGGAGAAAUAGGGUUUACGAGUAAACCUGGAGUUGGUAGUACAUUUUCUUUUACUGCCAUUUUCAAGGAGAAUAGAAGAAGUCCUGGGGAUAUUAAAAGGUAUCAUUCUGAACCUACUCCAUCGGACUUUCAAGGAAUGAGGGCACUUAUUAUUGAUGGAAGAUGUGCCCGUGCUGAGAUUACAAUGUACCAUGUGCGAAGACUUGGAAUAUGGUGUGAUCUUGCUGCUACAUCUGAAUCUGCAUUUUCUUCUUUGCUGGAAGCCUGCAACUCAAGUCCGAACUUGGUCUUUGUUGAUAAAGAUGUUUGGGGUGAGGGUUCAGGUAUGGCACUUUAUCGUAGUCUUGUGGAUCUUCGACUAAAGGGCACACACAAGUCUUCCCAAGCCAUGCCGAAGAUUUUUCUUCUGGGAAGCUCAAUAAGCCCUUCUGAGUCUGACUAUUUGAGGUUGACAGGAUAUGGUGAUUGCAUAAGGAAACCUCUCCGUCUUAGUACUAUUGCUGCUUGUCUUCGUAAAGCAUUAGGUAUUGGGGUUACAAGGCAGAACAGUAGAGAUCAGUCUUUGGUUCUUCGAAGUGUGCUAACAGGAAAACAGAUUCUGGUUGUGGAUGAUAAUGCAGUAAAUCGUAAAGUUGCAGCAGGUGCUUUGAAGAAAUAUGGAGCUAUAGUAACCUGUGUGGAAAGUGGAAUUGACGCAAUUGAUAUGCUCAAGCCGCCUCACACAUUUGAUGCUUGCUUUAUGGAUGUUCAGAUGCCUGAGAUGGACGGGUUUGAGGCUACUAGAUUAAUCCGCGCUGUAGAGAAAAAGAUCAAUGAUAUGAUCCAGACAGGUGAAUUAUCAGCUGAGAGUUACAGAAAUAAGGCCAAUUGGCAUGUACCAAUAUUAGCCAUGACGGCAGAUGUAAUCCAAGCGACUUUUGAAGGAUGUAUGCACUGUGGAAUGGAUGGAUAUGUGUCGAAGCCAUUCGAAGAACUGCAGCUCUACUCUGCUGUUGCUCAUUUCUUAGAGACUAAUGCAACAGAUCCAUCGUCGUAGGAGAUUUACUGGCUCAACACUGGUUCAGGUUCACUAAUGCAGCAUCUGCUAAAAAUCGCAUUCGCAGAUCAACAGGUGCUGCAAAACAUGGGAGCUAAAGAGUGCUAUAUCCAGAUUCAACUAGACUGCCUUUUGAGUUGCGUCUUAUCUCAUAAACCAAUGUACAACAUCUUUUCAACAUUUUGAGUUCAACCACAUCGCCUUCUACAAGAAAGCGAGGAGGGCCUUUCGGACGUUGUUACCUAAUUGAUGACAACGGAGGAUACACAUGGUACCACCACCUCAAGUGCUCUUCCGAGGCGAUCGUUGAUUUCAGAGUUUUCCUUUGCUAAUGUAAACUGUAAAGAGACAAUUGCUCAUGUUUUGUUCAUGUUGCCGAGUGUACAUAGGAAUUAGCAGGAUUGCGAGUUGGGAGAUAUGUUUGAUGAUGGCUUGAAAAUUGCAGACGGGGAUGGUGGCAUUCUCCAUCAGUUUUGUGGGGUGGGCUACUUUUGUAAACAUUCUUUUGUAGCAAUGUACGGUUAUUGCACCAUGAGUAAAUUUCAUUGUAGCUCCCUAAACCUGUAAGGUUGUGACGACUUGUUAUGGUAAGUUAUAUAGUGAAACAAUAUCGAGCGACAAGCUUCAGAUACAUCAUUUCAAAGCAAAUGAAAAAAAUACAUCAUCAUUUCCAUUUGG
Molecule: messenger RNA, 5107 nt
Organism: Phragmites australis (common reed)
Lineage: Eukaryota; Viridiplantae; Streptophyta; Magnoliopsida; Poales; Poaceae
Product: probable histidine kinase 5
Exons: 14
Coding region: 863-4429 (1188 amino acids)
Biological process (GO): phosphorylation; phosphorelay signal transduction system
Molecular function (GO): phosphorelay sensor kinase activity
Source: RefSeq, a predicted model, not a curated record